UAAAAGACUACGUCAGGACGUAGGUCUUACGCACGCGGUAUAAAGCCCUGUUUUCUGACGUCAGCGGCCUCUUCCCUGCCUAUGCCCUCGUGAGGUGGGCAGUGUAUAAUUUUCUGUGUCUUUUCCACCAAGCGAAUCUUAAACCAUCCGCAAAAAUGGUGAACUUCACAGUAGACCAGAUCCGUGCCAUCAUGGACAAGAAGGCCAACAUCCGUAACAUGUCUGUGAUUGCGCACGUCGACCACGGAAAGUCAACUCUGACAGACUCCCUGGUGUCGAAGGCCGGCAUCAUUGCCUCUGCUCGUGCUGGAGAGACACGAUUUACAGACACACGCAAGGAUGAACAGGAACGCUGUAUUACCAUCAAGUCUACCGCCAUCUCCAUGUACUAUGAGCUGAAUGAAAAUGACUUGGCUUUCAUUAAGCAGAGCAAGGAUGGUUCUGGCUUCUUGAUCAACCUUAUUGACUCACCAGGGCAUGUGGACUUCUCCUCUGAAGUGACUGCUGCCCUCCGUGUGACUGAUGGAGCCCUGGUUGUAGUGGACUGCGUGUCUGGUGUGUGUGUGCAAACUGAGACCGUGCUCCGUCAAGCAAUUUGUGAGCGUAUCAAGCCAGUCCUGAUGAUGAACAAGAUGGACCGUGCCUUGUUGGAGUUGCAGCUUGAACCAGAGGACCUCUACCAGACCUUCCAGCGUAUUGUUGAGACAGUCAACGUCAUCAUCUCUACUUAUGGAGAGGAUGAGCAUGGACCUAUGGGAAACAUCAUGGUUGAUCCAGUCAUUGGUACAGUUGGCUUUGGUUCUGGACUCCAUGGCUGGGCUUUCACCCUGAAGCAGUUUGCUGAAAUGUAUGCAGCCAAGUUUGCUGCCAAGGGCAAUGCCCAGAUGACACCACUUGAGCGCUGCAAGAAGGUGGAAGACAUGAUGAAGAAGCUGUGGGGUGACAGGUACUACGAUGCUGAAGGCGGAAAGUUUGUCAAGAGUGCUAAUGGACCUGAUAAUAAAAAGUUCCCCCGUACCUUUGUUGCCCUUAUCCUGGACCCCAUCUUCAAGGUUUUUGAUGCCAUCAUGAACUUCAAAAAGGAGGAAACUGCCAAACUGAUCCAGAAACUGGAUAUUAAGUUGGAUGUGGAGGAUAAGGACAAGGAGGGUAAGCCUCUUCUGAAGGCUGUCAUGCGUCGCUGGUUGCCUGCUGGAGAAGCCCUUCUGCAAAUGAUUACCAUCCACCUGCCUUCUCCGGUCACUGCCCAGAAGUACCGUUGUGAGCUGCUCUAUGAAGGACCUGGAGAUGAUGAGGCUGCCAUGGGUAUCAAGAACUGUGACCCCAAGGCUCCCUUGAUGAUGUACAUCUCAAAGAUGGUGCCCACCAGUGACAAGGGUCGUUUCUAUGCUUUUGGCCGUGUGUUCUCUGGGUCUGUCUCCACUGGCCUUAAAGUGCGCAUCAUGGGACCAAACUACGUCCCUGGAAAGAAGGAUGAUCUCUACUUGAAGCCAAUUCAGAGGACCAUUUUGAUGAUGGGCCGCUACGUGGAGCCUAUUGAAGAUGUGCCAUGUGGUAACAUCGUGGGUUUGGUUGGAGUGGACCAGUACCUUGUUAAAACCGGAACAAUCACCACCUUCGAGCAGGCACACAACAUGAGAGUGAUGAAGUUCAGUGUCAGUCCUGUGGUGAGAGUUGCUGUGGAGGCUAAAAACCCUGCUGAUCUGCCCAAACUGGUAGAGGGUUUGAAGCGUCUGGCAAAAUCCGAUCCCAUGGUCCAGUGUAUCAUUGAGGAGUCUGGAGAACAUAUCAUUGCUGGAGCUGGGGAGCUCCAUCUGGAGAUCUGCCUGAAGGAUCUGGAAGAGGAUCAUGCUUGCAUUCCAAUCAAGAAAUCUGAACCAGUGGUCUCCUACAGAGAGACAGUCAGUGCCGAGUCUUCUGUCAUGUGUCUGUCAAAGUCACCCAACAAGCACAACCGUCUGUUCAUGAAGGCCCGUCCCUUUGAGGAUGGACUGGCAGAGGAUAUCGAGAAGGGUGAAGUUACCCAUCGUCAGGAGAUCAAGGCUCGUGCACGUUACCUCGCUGACAAGUAUGAGUGGGAUGUCUCUGAAGCAAGGAAGAUCUGGUGCUUUGGUCCUGACGGAAAUGGUCCUAACCUGUUGGUUGAUGUUACCAAGGGAGUGCAGUACCUUAAUGAGAUCAAGGAUAGCGUUGUGGCUGGCUUCCAGUGGGCUGUCAAAGAGGGUGUCCUUUGUGAAGAGAACAUGCGUGCCAUUCGCUUCGACAUCCAUGAUGUGACCCUGCAUACAGAUGCCAUUCACCGUGGUGGUGGCCAGAUCAUCCCCACAGCCCGCAGAGCCCUGUAUGCUUGUGAGCUCACAGCUGAGCCCAGAAUGAUGGAGCCUGUGUACCUGGUCGAGAUUCAGUGCCCUGAAGUUGCAAUGGGUGGAAUCUAUGGUGUGCUGACCAGAAGGCGUGGUCAUGUGUUUGAAGAGUGCAGUGUAAUGGGAACACCUAUGCGCGUCAUCAAGGCUUACCUUCCUGUCAUGGAGUCAUUUGGUUUCACUGCUGACCUCCGCUCCAACACUGGUGGCCAGGCCUUCCCACAGUGUGUGUUUGACCACUGGCAGGUCCUUCCUGGAAAUCCUCUGGAGCCAACAAGCAAGCCUGGUAUUGUUGUCAUGGAGACACGUAAACGCAAGGGUCUCAAGGAAGGUAUCCCAGCCUUGGACAACUACCUGGACAAAUUAUAAAAGCCUCCACCCCCACUGUUGCCUCAUUCCUCGUCACAACAAAUGUAAGUCAUGGGACCGGACUGUACAGACACACACUGUUUGCCAAAUGGAUCGCUAGUAGAGAAUAAACUACAAAAAUUGUAAACAAUUAAUAAAGGACAAUAAAAACUGA
This is a messenger RNA of Betta splendens (Siamese fighting fish), 2886 nucleotides long. RefSeq names its product elongation factor 2-like. The coding region runs from base 156 to 2732 and encodes 858 amino acids. Gene Ontology annotation, biological process: translational elongation. Gene Ontology annotation, molecular function: GTPase activity; ribosome binding; GTP binding. Gene Ontology annotation, cellular component: cytosol; ribonucleoprotein complex. The record is from RefSeq and is a predicted model, not a curated record. The transcript is spliced from 13 exons. Lineage: Eukaryota; Metazoa; Chordata; Actinopteri; Anabantiformes; Osphronemidae.